Molecule: messenger RNA, 1176 nt
Organism: Thelazia callipaeda (thelaziosis nematode)
Lineage: Eukaryota; Metazoa; Nematoda; Chromadorea; Rhabditida; Thelaziidae
Source: the annotation of a GenBank genome assembly
AUGUCAAAAAAAGCGGGGAAUCCAGAUCGUUUUAUCCAAGCUGGUGUAGAAGCAAAAGACAUGAUAACUUUUGAAGCAAUACUUAUAGUUAAAAUCGAGAAAUGUGACUGAUCAAUGCCGGUUUUGAAUGAUAUUUUGUCGAUAAAUGUGGAAAUGCCACUGAAUGAUGAAAAUAGUAUUAAGGAGCGAGCUUUGUUUCUGAUAGAAACGAUCAAACCUUCGUGGGAUCGUGAAUUUAUUUCAUUCAAAAUUCUAACUGGCGGAAUAACAAAUAGAAUUUUAUGUGCUACGUAUACUCCAACAAAUAUCACUGAAGAAAAGGAACGAUUGCUGAUUCGAAUUUAUGGAAAUAAUACUAGUAAAAUUAUUGAUAGAACCAAAGAAAUCAUGAACUGGUUAUUUUUGGCGUCACAUGGCUGUGCUGCUGAAGUUUAUGCAAGAUUUUCCAACGGUAUUAUCAGUGGCUUUAUUCCAGGAAACACACUUACUGUUGAUAACAUAUGUGACGAAAAUAUUGUUACAAAUACUUGUAAAUCGCUUUCAAAAAUGCAUAAGUUGAGGCCUGAUACAGGCAGUGAAACGAAGCCAGUAUUACUUUUUAAAAUCAGGCAAUACUUGGCCAAUUUCUCUGAUAAAUAUGAGGAUGAAAAUCAGCAACUGCAGUUCGAUAACUUCUUCAAACAAAAUGAAAUUUCAUUUGUGAAUGAUAUGGAGCGAUUAGGAGAAAUCAUCGAUCAACAACAAUUCCGAAUCGUUUUUUGUCAUAAUGAUUUGUUGAUUCACAAUAUUAUCCAUGACAAAAAAACUGGUUCCGUUAGUUUUAUUGAUUUUGAGUACGCUGAUUACAAUUAUCAAGCCUUCGACAUAGCAAAUCACUUUUGCGAAUAUGCUGGUGUGGAAAAUUUCGACUAUUCUCGUUGCCCGGACGAGGAAUACAAACGUAUUUGGAUCACGAAAUAUCUUAACUUCUUUUUGGAAAGAAAUCCUACAGAACAUGAAAUUAAUUCUUUACUUCACGGCUGUAAUGUCUUUGAAGCGGCUUCACACUUCUUUUGGGCUCUUUGGGCCUUGGUUCAAUCGCAAAUAUCAACUAUUAAUUUUGAUUAUCUGGCAUACGCGAUUCAAAGAUAUCAGCUUUUCCAAAAAUGCAUGCUUGAAAAUGGAUUGAAAUAUUGA